Gasterosteus aculeatus aculeatus (three-spined stickleback) is the source of this 5379-nucleotide messenger RNA. RefSeq names its product DNA topoisomerase II binding protein 1 (gene topbp1). Gene Ontology annotation, biological process: mitotic DNA replication checkpoint signaling; mitotic G2 DNA damage checkpoint signaling; DNA replication initiation. NCBI's taxonomy places the organism in Eukaryota, Metazoa, Chordata, Actinopteri, Perciformes, Gasterosteidae. The record is from RefSeq and is a predicted model, not a curated record.
AGAAUAGCAGGGGACACCGGAAGUUGUGUCGUUGGCGCGAAUAAUAACAACAAAGCUGAUAUUUCAAUUUUUCCUAGCUGCUAUCAUUUAAUUAUCACAAAAUGUAUAGCCAUGUAUCCAACUCCAUGGACAACGUUUGUUUAUAAUGUGUAUAAUUGCUUUAUUUGAAGUAUUUCUAACGUUAUAACGUCAAAUGUUGUUUAAAUGUUGGCUAACCCAGUCGCUGCCUCGUAGGUUAGACAGACGAGCUUUCCUAAACUGACAGCAGCGUUUUAAUUAGUAUCGCUAACGUAAAACGAGCGACAGUACGUCUUUACUUCCGAAAAGCUAGCCAUGUCCAAAGGAGACAAGGAAGGCUUCAUUGUGAAGUUUGUGGAAAGCAGAGCACAGAACAGAACAGAGUAUGCUGUCAAGGCGUACGAGGCCAUUUUGGAGCUGCAGUCUGACAAGUACUUGAAAACCGUCGAUGAAGAUGCAGUUUUGCAGAUGGACCAGAAGGACAAGUCUCUGUUCGUCUUCAGCAGCUUCUCCAGCCCAGCCUUUGUGCACUGCAAAAAGCUUGGCUGCCGGGUGGUGAGUCCACUGGUGGUGUUGUACUGCCUGCAGCAGCAGCAUUGUGUCCCCAAAGCAGAGAAGCCCGUCUAUAACAUGGCCAUGGCUGACAUCACUAUUUCCUGCACCAGCUUGGAUAAAGCAACACGGGCAGAGGUGAUGGACCUGGUGCAACUCAUGGGUGGACGGGUCUAUCUUGAUCUAAACGUAUCGGUCACACACCUGAUAGCUGGUGAGGUGGGCAGCAAAAAAUACCUGGUAGCGGCCAGCCUGGAUAAACCCAUCCUGCUGCCCACGUGGGUCAAAGCCUGCUGGGAAAAAUCUCAAAACAGUCUUUUCAGGUAUACAGAUCUACCCAUCGAGGACCAUCUGUGCCCAGUGUUGCGUGGUUGCACUGUUUGUGUGACCGGCCUCUCGAGCACAGAGCGCAAAGAGGUGCAGCGGCUCUGUGAUCAGCACGGAGCCAAGUACACCGGUCAGCUCAAAAUGAAUGAGUGCACGCAUCUCAUUGUUAGUGAGCCAACAGGUCAGAAGUACGAGUGUGCAAGGAAGUGGAAUGUGUAUUGCGUGUCUCUGCACUGGCUGUUUGACAGCAUAGAAAAAGGUUUCUGUCAAGACGAGAGCAGGUACACUGUGACGCGAAACGCAUCCAAGGCCACUCGCCCGCACACUUCCACCCCCACUGGCACCAACAAGAAGGAGGAGGGUCCAUCUCUGCUGGGCUUGAGCCACAUAUCUGUGAAUGCUAGCAUGACCGUAAACGACACAGCCCUCACUAACAGCACCAUCAGCCGCCUGGAAGCUCCAGACCCCGUUGAUUCUCUGGAUCUCACCGUCUGCCCAGCAGAUGAUAUAUUUGAUGGUUGCAAGUUGUACCUGUGUGGCCUCCCGGGGAAGAAACUGGAGAAGCUGAGGCGUCUCGUGAACGCUGCAGGAGGUCUGCGCUUCAAUCAGCCCAGUGAGGAACUCACACAUGUGGUCAUGGGGGAGCUGGACCAGGACCUCAAGAAUUUUCUGUUCAAAGCAACGCAUAGACCUCAUGUCGUAACGGUGCAGUGGCUGCUGGACAGUUAUAACAAAGGCGGUGUAAUCCCGGAAGCGGAUUACCUCCACCCCGACUGUCUUCCCCCGGCUGCUGUAUGCGUGUCUGCCGGCCGCAUUCCCACCUCCCGGCACUCGGCUGGUCCCCUUGCAGCCAGUCCCAGCACUCCCAGGCAAACGAGAGCAGAGGAAGACCUGCUCUCUCAGUACAUGGACGACGACCCUACAAUAGUGGAAAUGCCGCCGCCGGCGGUAGAGAGUAACAGCAGGAAGUCCAUCGGUACAUGUGCUGGAACUUGGGCGCCAAGCCGCAGCAGAGCACCAGAGCCAGACUCAACCCUGCAGGAAGCCAGCGAGACAGGCCUGUUUUUCGGGAAAUGUUUCCUUCUCGUGGGCUUCGGCGCCGAGGCAGAGACCCAGCUCUCUCUUCUCGUGACGGAAAAUGGAGGCCGGGUGCUGAUGGGCCGCACACGUGUCGUGGCAGACUAUGCGGUGGUCCCGCUGUUGGGCUGCUCAGUGGAGGCCACAGUGGACGAGGUGGUCACUGAUACCUGGCUGGCCAUGUGUGUGGAGAAGGAGUGUGUUCUGCAGCUGUCCUCCAACCCUUUGUUCACACCCGUCCCGCUGAUGGAGGGGCGGUUUCCUCUCAAAGAGUGCGUUCUCUCCGUCAGCCAGUUCACGGGAGCAGAGAGGGAGUCUUUGGUGGAGCUGGCCAAGCACCUCGGAGCCAGCGUCCAGGACUACUUUGUGCGCCUGGCCAACCAGAAGAAAGGGAUGCUGGCCAGCACUCACCUGGUGCUGCAGAGCCCCGAAGGCACAAAGUACCAAGCGGCCAAGAAAUGGGGGCUGCCAGCCGUCACCAUGCACUGGAUCCUCGGGUCUGCUCGGACCGGCCGCAGGGCGGAGGAGGGGCUUUAUCUAGUGGACCAGCCAACCUCACUGGAGAGGGAUGAUGAGAGCUUCGUCGGUGGGUCCCAGAAGGCCGCCAUGCCUCCACCGGCACGCUCGUCUCCAGAGAUCCCUUUGCUGGGUCUGCAGGGCGGUAAGGCCGUUACUCCGCUGGAUCUGGGUCGCCUGCGGAGCAAAGUGUUGCGCUCUGUGUUGGAUGAGAGGAAGCCCAAAGACGACGUCGGCACCCCCAAGCAAAAGCCAGAAGGCUGCAGAAGUCACCCUCCUCUGAAGGAGACCUACCUGAAUCUGGACACUCCCUCUCGUUUCCUCAGCAGAGACCAGCUCUUCAGGGCGACUCUCAACUCCAAGGAUGCUCUAGGAGCAUUGGAGACUCCGGGGGGAAAAUCCAAACCAGCAGAGAUGGUGGAGACCCCGCUGACUGAUGUCAUCAACCGGCACCUGAAGGUGUCGCUCGCCAACAGAAACCGAAAUGGCGUCUCACACAGCGAUAUGCAAGCGAUCACUGCCAGCCCCAAAUUCACAAGGGCCACCGAGGAGGUCCCUCAAAAAGAACCGGGCUCUCUGGCUGGUGUUGUGAUCUGUGUGGGAAAGAAGCUGAGCAAAAUGCAGAGCGAGCUCAAUGCCGUCGCCGCCUCGCUCGGCGCGGACUUCAGGUGGGCUUGUGACGAUACGGUGACGCACUACAUCUACCAGGGACGCGUGGGCGACAACAGCCGCGAGUACCGAGGCGUGAAGGAGCGAGGCCUGCACGUGGUCUCCCAGUACUGGCUGCAGGCUUGUGCGGAGGAACAGAGACACGUCCCCGAGUCUCUGUAUCCGUUCACCUACAACCCCAAAAUGAGCCUGAACCUCAGCCAGGUGCCCAACAGCUCUCAGAGGUCUCCACCUUUUACACGGACCCAAGUCAAAAACAUCACGGACGCAAAAGACGAGAUGCGCGAACGCGUUAACGCAGAGGAAGCCCCAACGUUACGCCGCGUAAGCGAUGGAAGCACCGAUAACGAAGACACAAAUGAUGCUGCAGGGCGAAGCGAUGUUACGGAGACUCUAGAAAUGAGAGAGAACCUGCAAAGGCAGCUCCAGGAGAUCAUGUCGGCCACCAAGCUGACCACGGGGAGGCGUACCUCGGUAAGACUCAGCAGAAUGGGAUCGGGGGGGGGCGACUCGGACCCCCACACACCCGAUGGCAGCCGGUUCGGACGCUGCGGGACCCGACGUACUCUGGAAGCUCUGAGGGUUCCCAGAGAAGCAGCGCUGGACAUCAACACGGAGCCGUCUCAGAGCGAGCAGAUCGUUUGGGACGACCCGACAGCCAGGGAGGAGAGGGCCAAGCUGGCCGACAAUCUGCAGUGGCCCGGGAGUCCGUCCCAACAAUCGGAGCCCUUCGCGGCCCCGCCUCCUCCCGCCGCUCAGUUCUCGGACUCCAUGACGGACUCCGAGCUGGUGGAGAUGGCUGCUUGUGACGUCAUCGACCAGCACAUGGGCCAUAAAAGAGUCGCCAGGCCUCCAACGGAGGAGCGGGAAACGGACAUCCUCACUCCCAAAGCCCCCAGCAUCACCUUCCCUCUCGCCAACCCCCCGGUCGCACCGGAGCCACAGGAGGAGCCGGAGGAGGAGGAGGAGGAGAAGCAGCCACCCAGGUUUCAGCUGUCCUCCCUCAGCCCACAAGAACGCAUUGAUUACAGUCACCUCAUAGAGGAGCUUGGCGGCGUAGUCCUGGAUAAGCAGUCUUUCGACCCCAGCUGCUCCCACAUCAUCGUCGGGACUCCCCUGCGUAACGAGAAGUACCUCGCGGCCAUGGCGGCGGGCAAGUGGAUCCUGCACCGCUCGUACCUGGAGGCCUGCCGCUCUGUGGAUCGCUUCAUCCAGGAGGAUGAGUACGAGUGGGGCAGCGGCUCCAUUCUGGACGCGUUGCCCUCCAUCACCUCCCAGCAGAGGAGGCUGGCGCUAGCCGCCAUGCGCUGGAGGAAAAGCCUGCAGGGCCGCUCCGAUCGAGGGGGAGCCUUCAGUGGGUGGACGGUCAUGCUGAACAUCGAUCAGAGCAGAGAGUCCGGCUUCAGGCGGUUACUGCAGUCCGGCAAUGCGAAGGUCCUGCCGAGUCCCUCCCCGUCCUUGUACAAGGAGGCCUCUCACCUGUUUGCGGACUUCAGCCGGCUGAAGCCCGGAGACUUCCGAGUGGACGUGUCGGAGGCCACCUCCCACGGGGUCAGAUGCUUGAAGCCGGAGUACAUCGCAGACUACCUCAUGCAGGAUCCAACGCCGCCUAUGGAGCUGUACCACCUGACCGAAGCUCCCUCUGAGGAAGCUCCUGGGACUCCGUCACGUAAGCGCAAAGCGUCCGCAGACAACUCCAGGCUGAAAAAGACACGUCUGACCUGAAACGCGGCUCCUAGAGAUCGUCUAUGAAAUGAUUUUUGUAAAUAAGAUUGUUGUUGUUUUUUUUGUUUAUGUGCUAAAAAUAAAAUAAGUGGAGCAUUUGUUGUGACAAUUUGGCAUCUUAAACUCAAGUGCAUCGCAGUUUGUGCGGUGAACUCUGAGGCUUUAAGCCUUGAUGGAUCACUGAAGGUCUGAAAAAUGUGUCGAGUCAUGUUUUGUAAUUGGGUGCAAUGACCUUCUCUGGCCUGUGAGGGGCAGUACUCCUUCACUGCUGACUCAGCGCUGCGUUAGAGAGCAGCGCAACGAGAAAGCAAGUUUCUAAUGAGGAGUUUUAUCUUGAAAAACGACUAUUCCAAGUUAAUAACUAUUUAUUUUUCUGUUGCCUGAUUAUAUCUGUGUAGUUAUUUUUCGCAGCUCUUUUCCUCCUUAAAGUGAAUAAAAUGAAUCACUUCUCGACUGUCCUGCCUCUGCAUUAAUAAAUGCUUUGUUAUACUGUUA